UGGGCAUGCGCAAGGGGGCCCCGGGCCCGGCGGGCUGAGGACUCAGGUUGCUAGCUGUUGCGCCGCCAGCUCCCCUCGCCAGCGGCAACUUGGAGGUUGCAGCCACCAUUCGGGCCCACCGGGUGCCUUGGCCUCCUUGUGAACAGUGCACCGGCUCCACAGCGCGGGCCCCUAGGCCGGCCGCGUCCUCACGUGCCGAGGCAGCCGCAGUGACCCCGCCCCCGGGCCGAGGAUGUGAGACUGGCCGGGCGUCCCCGCACCGGGCCCGGGCGCCGGGAGUCGGCGGCUCGGCAGCGCUGGGCGAUGGCCCUGCUGCCGGUGCUCCUCGCCUCCUGGGGCUUGGGGCAGUGAGGGGCCGGCGGACGAGGGGAAAGGGCCCCGGCGCGGCGGGGACCAAAGGACCUCGGGCGCCAUGGAGGGGGUUCUGUACAAGUGGACCAACUAUCUGAGCGGUUGGCAGCCUAGAUGGUUCCUUCUCUGUGGGGGGAUAUUAUCCUAUUAUGAUUCUCCUGAAGAUGCCUGGAAAGGUUGCAAAGGGAGCAUCCAAAUGGCAGUCUGUGAAAUUCAAGUUCAUUCUGUAGAUAAUACACGCAUGGACCUGAUAAUCCCUGGGGAGCAGUAUUUCUACCUGAAGGCCAGAAGUGUGGCUGAGAGACAGCGGUGGCUGGUAGCCCUGGGGUCAGCCAAGGCUUGCCUGACCGACAGUAGGACCCAGAAGGAAAAAGAGUUUGCUGAAAACACUGAAAACUUGAAAACCAAAAUGUCGGAACUAAGACUCUACUGUGACCUCCUUGUUCAGCAAGUAGAUAAAACAAAAGAAGUGACCACAACUGGUGUGUCCAAUUCUGAGGAAGGAAUUGAUGUGGGAACUCUGCUGAAAUCAACCUGCAAUACUUUUCUGAAGACUUUGGAAGAAUGCAUGCAGAUCGCAAAUGCAGCCUUUACCUCUGAGCUACUCUAUCGCACUCCCCCAGGUUCACCACAGCUGGCCAUGCUCAAGUCCAACAAGAUGAAACAUCCUAUUAUACCGAUUCAUAAUUCAUUGGAAAGGCAAAUGGAGUUGAACAGUUGUGAAAAUGGAUCUUUACAUAUGGAAAUAAAUGCUGAUGAAGAAAUCCUAAUGAAAAAUAAGAGCUCCUUAUAUUUGAAACCUGCAGAGAUAGAUUGCAGCAUAUCAAGUGAAGAAAAUACAGAUCAUAAUAUAACAGUCCAAGGUGAGAUCAUGAAGGAAGAAGGAGAGGCCAACCUGGGAAAUCAUGACAGCAGCUUAGCACAGCCUGCAUCAGACUCCUCAAGUAGCUCUCCGGAAUCCCACUGGGAAGAAGGCCAAGAAAUCAUCCCAACUUUCUUUAGUACCAUGAAUACCAGCUUUAGUGACAUUGAACUUCUGGAAGACAGUGGCAUUCCCACAGAAGCAUUCUUGGCGUCCUGUUAUGCUGUGGUUCCGGUAUUAGACAAACUUGGCCCUACGGUGUUUGCUCCUGUUAAAAUGGAUCUUGUUGGAAAUAUUAAGAAAGUAAAUCAGAAGUAUAUAACCAACAAGGAAGAGUUCACCACCCUCCAGAAGAUAGUGCUGCAUGAAGUGGAGGCCGACGUAGCCCAGGUUAGGAACUCAGCUACAGAAGCCCUCUUGUGGCUGAAGAGAGGUCUCAAAUUUUUGAAGGGAUUUUUGACAGAAGUGAAAAAUGGAGAAAAGGAUAUCCAGACAGCCUUGAAUAACGCAUAUGGUAAAACAUUACGGCAGCACCACGGCUGGGUGGUUCGAGGGGUUUUUGCGUUAGCUCUGAGGGCAGCUCCAUCCUAUGAAGAUUUUGUCGCCGCAUUAACCAUAAAGGAAGGCGACCACCAGAAAGCAGCUUUCAGUGUUGGGAUGCAGAGGGACCUCAGCCUUUACCUCCCUGCCAUGGAAAAGCAGCUGGCGAUCCUGGACACUUUAUACGAGGUCCACGGACUGGAGUCUGAUGAGGUGGUAUGACGCCUGCAGGACUGCGCCGCCUCCUAACUUCAGGGAAUAAAGUCUGCUAAAGUGUUUCAUUGCCCUGCUUGAUUUCCAGCAGCAGCUUCAGCCCUCUCCAACCCCUUCCUUGGGGGGGAUGGAGAGAAGGAGGCAAAGCCUAGUGCUUUUAUAUAUAAUUUUUAAAAUGCAUAUGUCUUUUGUGUGUUUAAAAAUCAAGGUGCUACAUAUUUCAGUUCAAAGGGCCUCCUGGAAACCAAAUCAUAGCUGUUCUAAUAGAAUUGAACAGCAAGUUGUAAGAGCAGAUUUAACAAAUGAAUUUGUCGGUAUUGUGUUUUGUUUUUACCUUUUACUUUUAAUGAGCCUCCCAAACCCAAGCUGAAGAUGAGCAAAUUCUGUAUCAAGGAAUAUAACACAUAGCCAGUGUUUCAGUCAACUUAGACUAAAAACUGGGGGGAAGCUAAGUCCCUUUGUUGAAGCUAUUGAAAUGUAGAGUC
This is a messenger RNA of Odobenus rosmarus divergens (Pacific walrus), 2451 nucleotides long. RefSeq names its product pleckstrin homology domain containing, family A (phosphoinositide binding specific) member 8 (gene PLEKHA8). Gene Ontology annotation, cellular component: cytosol; cytoplasm; membrane. The transcript is spliced from 14 exons. Gene Ontology annotation, molecular function: ceramide 1-phosphate transfer activity; ceramide 1-phosphate binding. The record is from RefSeq and is a predicted model, not a curated record. Lineage: Eukaryota; Metazoa; Chordata; Mammalia; Carnivora; Odobenidae. The coding region runs from base 413 to 1975 and encodes 520 amino acids. Gene Ontology annotation, biological process: intermembrane lipid transfer; ceramide transport.